AUGCUGCGGUCGAGGAGGGAAGCGGCAGGGAUGCAGAAGCUGGAAGGGAGCACCUCUCCACAUCUGCGAGGUGGCGUGACAGCGGCGAACUUGAUGGAGCUACAGGAGGCUGCUUCGCAGCUUCGCUCGAAAUAUAUGCAAAGGGAAACGGAAAACCAGAAACUGACCGGAGCACUCUGUGACUACGCAGCGCAGCUGGCUCAACUGCGCGCGAGCGAGAUGCUUCUCCAGAAGAAGGUGUCACUGUGGUCCAGCUUUCACUGUCUUUUUGUCCAACCACUCUACGAGACGCGUCUUGCACUGGGGAGGUACCAGUGUGAGGAGCAGCAGCUGCUGAUCCAGGAGUUGGUGCGGGACAGGGAGCGGACCGAAUCCCUCUCCAGCGUGACAAGGGAGAAACACUCUCGUGAGAACGCAGCCUUGAUGACGCGGGUGCGGAGGCUGCAGGAACAGCGGGAUAAAGAUGAAGAGCAGCUGGCGGCGGCAGCGGUGCAGCUGCGGAAAACUUGCAAAGAUUGCCACACCGCGCAAAAGCAGGUAACAGUGCUGCGGAAUGAUCUUGCAUUCUGCAUGGACCGUCUGGAGGAGAGUGAGCGGGAACGUGCGCGAUUGCAGCGUCACCUCUCUGAGCACCAAGCGGCCCUGGAGAAAAAACGGCCCGAGGUGGUUGGAGCAAAGCGGUAUGAGGAGGAAAUCCGCUCCCGAGAUGACGUCAUUGAGCAGCUCCGGCAGACUGUGCGGGACCUCAAUACCCUCCUCGCGCAGAAAUUAUCGCUGGCCUCGUCGCCGGGGGUUGAGAAGGCAGGUGGUGGCAGAGGUGUGGCGCAGCAGAGGAUGCUGCACGAGAAAGAACCACCUGUCAGCCCGCUGAGUUUGCGGUGCGAUGGCUGCUCCUCGGAGAAACUGCACCGGAGCAUUCAACGGCUGCGAGCACAGUUGGAGAAUGAAGCGGACUCGCCCACGCACCACUGUCGCUUGACCACUCAUGCCAACAGCCCAAACUCCCUCUCAGCAAUGCCAACCACUUGCUCUCCAUGGGAGGUGGAGCGGGGCAGUAGGAUCAGUGUUGAUUUGCAGGAAUUCCUCGCGCAAGAGCUGCGGGAUCCUUUACCCUAA
Trypanosoma grayi is the source of this 1116-nucleotide messenger RNA. RefSeq lists its product as hypothetical. NCBI's taxonomy places the organism in Eukaryota, Euglenozoa, Kinetoplastea, Trypanosomatida, Trypanosomatidae. The record is from RefSeq and is a predicted model, not a curated record. The transcript has a single exon. The coding region runs from base 1 to 1116 and encodes 371 amino acids.